Octodon degus (degu) is the source of this 4378-nucleotide messenger RNA. Its product is annotated as KIAA0319 like. The transcript is spliced from 21 exons. Bases 230 to 3379 code for a protein of 1049 amino acids. Lineage: Eukaryota; Metazoa; Chordata; Mammalia; Rodentia; Octodontidae. The record is from RefSeq and is a predicted model, not a curated record. Gene Ontology annotation, cellular component: cytoplasmic vesicle; plasma membrane.
GCGGUGUUUCCGGUCGCCGUCGCUGUCCAGGGAGACUGAGGCGAGAGGGAGCUGUCCGGGCGGGAAGCCCGCACUAUCUUCUUCCUUUUCUUCCUCCUCCUCCGGGUGAGGGGAGAGAAAGUUGGGGCCCCCAAGCCCAUGGACCGGGAGGAGGCGGCUGCCGCCGAGAGCCAGGGCCCCGCUGUGUGGCCCUGAGCCCCGUGUAUUGGUUCCAGCUGUCUGGAAGGCCAUGGAGAAGAGGCUGGGAGUCAAGCCAAGUCCUGCUUCCUGGAUUUUAUUAGGAUAUUGUUGGCAGACAGCUGUGAAGUGGCUGAGAAGCCUGUACCUGCUGUAUACUUGCUGCUGCCUUAGUGCUCUGUGGUUGUCAACAGAUGCCAACGAGAGUAGGUGCCAGCAGGGAAAGACACAAUUUGGAGUUGGCCUGAGAUCUGGGGGAGAAAAUCACCUCUGGCUUCUUAAAGGAACCCCUUCUCUCCAGUCAUGUUGGGCUGCCUGCUGCCUGGACUCUGCCUGCCAUGCCCUUUGGUGGCUAGAAGGGAUGUGUAUUCAGGCCAACUGCAGCAACCCCCAGAGCUGCCGGCCUUUUAGGACAGACUCUUCCAGUUCCAUGCUUGUAUUUGUAAAAAAAUCCCAAACGGCAUAUGAUUUGGGCUUUCUGCCCGAAGAUGAUGUACCACAUUUUCUGGGACUAGGUUGGAGCAGGGCGUCUUGGAGAAGGCAGAGCCCACCCAGAGCUCCACUGAGAACUGUUCCUUCCAAUGACCAGCAGCGCUUAAUCAGGAAGCUUCAGAAGAGAGAGAGUCUCAGUGAAGUUGUUCCAUUCGUAAUGACACAACAGGCUAAAGUGAAUGAAUCCAAGGAAGUAGGUGUUCUGAAUACCAGUGGCUCUGCAGAGGUCCACAAGGGAGUUACAAGUUCCAGUCUUUUAACUACAAACCUUACUUCAGAGAUUCCUGGUUGGUCAAAGAAUGUUUCAAUGCAGCCUGAAACAUCAGAGGAUCUCGGUACUAUGCUCAGCACUCAGCAAGUAAAAAGUCCUGGGAAAACCCAAACUGCCACCCCUCUUCCAGUGGCUCCCUCCUACAGUUAUGCUACCCCUACCCCCCGAGCCUCUUUCCAGAGCACCUCAGCGUCGGCACCAGAGGUAAAAGAAUUGGUGGUGUCUGCUGGAAAGAGUGUCCAGAUAACCCUGCCUAAGAAUGAAGUUGAAUUAAAUGCGUAUGUUCUCCAAGAACCACAGCAAGGAGAAACCUACACCUACGACUGGCAGCUGAUUACUCAUCCGAAAGACUACAGUGGAGAGAUGGAAGGGCAGCACUCGCAGUUCCUGAAACUGUCAAAGCUGACUCCAGGCCUGUAUGAGUUCAGAGUGAUAGUAGAUGGCCAAAACGCUCAUGGGGAAGGCCACGUGAAUGUGACAGUAAAGCCAGAGCCCCGCAAGAAUCAGCCUCCUGUUGCUAUUGUGUCACCUCAGUUCCAGGAGAUCUCUCUGCCAACUACUUCUACAGUCAUUGAUGGCAGCCAAAGCACUGAUGAUGAUAAAAUCGUCCAGUACCACUGGGAGGAACUUAAGGGACCUCUGAGAGAAGAGAAGAUUUCUGAAGAUACAGCCAUACUAAAACUAAGCAAACUCGUUCCUGGGAACUACACCUUCAGCCUGACUGUCGUAGACUCUGAUGGAGCUACCAACUCCACCACCGCAAACCUGACUGUGAACAAAGCUGUGGACUACCCGCCUGUGGCCAAUGCAGGCCCCAACCAAGUGAUCACACUGCCUCAAAACUCUAUCACCCUCUUUGGGAACCAGAGCACCGAUGAUCACGGCAUCACCAGCUACGAGUGGUCCCUCAGCCCAAACAGCAAGGGAAAAGUGGUGGAGAUGCAGGGGGUACGGACACCAACCCUGCAGCUCUCUGCCAUGCAGGAAGGAGAUUAUACCUACGAGCUCACAGUGACUGACACAACAGGACAGCAAGCCACCGCGCAAGUGACUGUCAUCGUGCAGCCUGAAAACAACAAGCCUCCCCAGGCAGAUGCAGGCCCAGAUAAAGAGCUGACCCUGCCUGUGGACAGCACAACACUGGACGGCAGCAAGAGCUCAGAUGACCAAAGAAUUGUCUCUUAUCUCUGGGAAAAGACACGGGGCCCUGAUGGGGUGCAGCUGGAGAAUGCUAACAGCAGUGUUGCCACUGUGACUGGGCUGCAAGUCGGGAGCUACGUGUUCACCUUGACUGUCAAAGAUGAGAGGAAUCUGCAGAGCCAGAGCUCUGUGAAUGUCAUUGUCAAAGAAGAAAUGAACAAGCCGCCUGUAGCCAAGAUCACUGGAAAUGUGGUGAUCAUCUUGCCCACGAGCACAGCGGAGCUGGACGGUUCCAAGUCUUCAGAUGACAAGGGAAUAAUCAGCUACCUCUGGACUCGAGAUGAAGGGAGCCCAGCAGCUGGGGAGGUGUUAAAUCACUCUGACCACCACCCUGUCCUCUUCCUCUCUGAUCUGGUUGAGGGAACCUACACAUUUCACCUGAAAGUGACUGAUGCAAAAGGCGAGAGCGACACAGACAGGGCCACGGUGGAGGUGAAGCCUGAUCCCAGGAAAAACAACCUGGUGGAGAUCAUCUUGGAUGUCAGCGUCAGUCAGCUAACUGAGAGGCUGAAGGGGAUGUUCAUCCGCCAGAUUGGGGUCCUCCUGGGGGUGCUGGAUUCCGACAUCAUUGUGCAAAAGAUUCAGCCGUACACGGAGCAGAGCACCAAGAUGGUAUUUUAUGUUCAAAAUGAGCCUCCCCACCAGACCUUCAAGGGCUAUGAGGUGGCAGCCAUGCUCAAGAAUGAGCUGCAGAAGCAAAAGGCAGACUUUCUGGUAUUUGGAGCCCUGGAGAUCAACACUGUCACAUGUCAGCUGAACUGUUCCGACCAUGGCCACUGUGACUCAUUCACUAAACGCUGUAUCUGUGACCCUUUUUGGAUGGAGAAUUUCAUCAAGGUGCAGCUGAGGGAUGGCGACAGCAACUGUGAGUGGAGUGUGUUGUACGUUAUCAUUGCUACCUUUGUCAUUGUUGUUGCCUUGGGAAUCCUGUCUUGGACUAUAAUCUGUUGUUGUAAGAGGCAAAAAGGAAAACCCAAGAGGAAAAGCAGAUACAAGAUCCUGGAUGCCACUGACCAGGAAAGCCUGGAGCUGAAGCCAACUUCUCGUGCAGGCAUCAGACAGAAAGGCCCCAUGCUGAGCAGCAGCCUGAUGCACUCCGAGUCUGAGCUGGACAGCGACGACGCCAUCUUCACGUGGCCAGACCGGGAGAAGGGCAAACUCCUGCACGGUCAGAAUGGCUCCGUGCCCAACGGGCAGACCCCGCUGAAGGCCCAGAGCGCGCGGGAGGAGAUCCUGUAGCUGCCGUCGGUCCCUCGGGCGGGGCGGGGUGGGCGGACCCGAGCCCCGCCGGCCGACUCCCUACCUCCCAGGUCUAGGUCUGUGGGCAGCUGUUCUCCAGCCGCUGCUGCUCACGCCCCCAGAACCGCUGGUACUUGAAUCCACGCUCGCCUGCCCGGGAGCCCCUGAACGAAGCUGUGAAGGAAGAGGUUGCCUCUGUAACCUGUCCCGAAGGCCCCGCCCAAAUCUUCUCACCUCAGGGCCUCCUUUUUUGCACCGCCCCCUGCCUGGGGCACAGCCGGCCUCUGGCCUCCUCUCUGCCUGCCUUGUGGCAGUGCUGCCCAACCCAGUGCACCUCACGGGGCCUGCAGCGUUUCCCCACACGGACACAGAACCAGUCAGAACCCAGUGCCACCAGCCUGUGGCUCCGAAGGUUCUGGUCCCAGCACGUUCUUUCUUCUCAUUUCUGGGACAGAGGGUGCCCUCUGGUGGGGCCAGAAGGAAAUGGCAGCGCUGCCCCGCGGCCGCUGGCAGCGUAGGCAGAGCCUUUGCCCAGCCCCUCACGCUGGGGCCGGUCCCACUCCCCAGCGCCACGGAAGGGCGGCUGCGUCAGGGGCCGUUGUCCAGCAGCCCGGCCGCAUGCAGAUGUCUCGCUCCACUUCCUCCGACCAGCGCCUGCUGCUUCCAGGCUCAGGCCACCACCGUAUCCCUGGAUGAGACAGACUGGAAUGCUGUAGCAUGAGCGCGCAUGUGUGUGACUGCCCCACUGUGGUCCAUCUCCAACUCUCUCCUGUGUCCCUUGCACAUGUGUGUUGAGAGCCUGCGUGCGAAUCAACUUUUCAUAGGGCUGCGGCUGCUCACAGGCAACUCUGACUUGGAAACACUUUCAGCUCCUGAAUUCCUGUGGCCCCAUCGCUGGUUCCUCAGCCACGUAUCUGGGAGUUGAGGAAUGGGGAGUGACUUUUAAAAAAUGAUUUCUACUACUGUCUGUUGGAUGAUUAAACAUGCUAUUUAACUGGG